Molecule: messenger RNA, 3899 nt
Organism: Copidosoma floridanum
Lineage: Eukaryota; Metazoa; Arthropoda; Insecta; Hymenoptera; Encyrtidae
Source: RefSeq, a predicted model, not a curated record
CAUUCUCUCCUCUUUAACGUCCCAAGUUGGCUCCGUGUCAGAAGGUAGUAGUGAUCGGAACGGUCUCGGCAAUGGGUGCGCUUCCCCGUAGCUGCGGGACUCCCAUCGGUCGGGCGGUGCAGGCCUCCAACGACAUUCAGUCAUUAUCGCCAGCCGUCCUCGACCUCAGACUUGCACAUCACAUGCAACCUUAGCCUGCAUAUCACCAGUGCCUCCGUAGUAGGUACUUACUUACGCUCGUUUCGCGUAAUCGCACACCAUCGCGGCUGUAUUCGUUUACACGCGCGCGUUUUUUCUUUUUUUUUUCACUCCGAAACUCGCGGGGGACCAACCGUGUCACUUGGGUGUGUGUGUGUGUGCGUGCGUAUUUAUAUUUGCGCAAUACUCGAGUGUAAAUAUAUAAUAUGACAAUGCCCCGCCGUGUCCUUUAUUGCUGCUCGUGCGGCAGAUGUUGGGCGCAUUAGUGGUUGCCUGCUGAAAACCGGAGGGCCGGCUCGCUCGGAUGGACAAGUGGAGGAGCAGUAACGGGAGGGGCUCGGGCAACAAGCCGUCCGAUCCCAUCCGCGCGGGGGACACUCUCCUACCCCCGACUCGCCGAGCAUUGGCAACGUGUACCGGCCCAUCGCCUGCCCCGCUGGACAAGCGGAGACACAAAAAGUGGUCCUUCGAUGGUAUACUGCGGCGAUUCGCCUCGUACCUCGACGCCCAAUCUUCCUCCUCGACCUCGUCCCUAGAGGACCCGACCAACAGGCCCAGGAGACAACCAAAAGGCAAAUCGGCCAAGGGAAAUCGGCGGACGGCGGCCGGUUAUGCAGGCCGAGUUAACGACAACGGCAUCGAUUGCACUCCGGCGUGCGUCUACGGUCGAGCGGAGGAUCUGGUUAACGCCAACGCCGUGCCAUUGACGAUGACGUCGGCGACGAGCCAUCACCAGCACCUGGACGUGGUCAGACAGCAUCACUCGCGGAGUUGCAGCGACGGCUCGUUGGAGGGCGCGAGGAGUAGGCAGCCGAGGAGGGCCGGCAACGUCAAGGCCAGGGCCGAGGCGAAGCGGGACCGGCUCCGCGUGAUCGGCACCGGCAGUAGCAGCACCGAGGGCUUGAGCAGCAACGAGGAGUCGUACGGUAUCCAUCAGCAACAGAGGUUGAGUAGGAACGGCGAACCGGUGAACGGGAAGAGAAGGUCCAGGGCCUCGAGGACCGAGAGGUACCUCAAGCGCAUCUGCAACGGGACCAACGCGGCCAAUGGCACCGGGAACAAGCUCGAGGUGGUCGGCGCGAGGAGCACCGAGUUCCAGCCGAUCGAGCGAGCCCCUCGCACCGGGUACGCCAAGGACUACCUCAGGGGUAUACACGCGAACGGCAACGACAACAACAACAGGGAGGUGAUGAACGAAAACUACUGUUACGCGCGUGCGUCCGACAUCGGCGUGAAUCCUCUAGUCCAGCAGACCCUGCAGUACUUUUCCGAGUUCGACCGCCACAUGGAGGCCCAGCAGAGGACCUACCCUGGUCCCCGAAACCACUGCGCUUACCAGGAGCGUCGCAAUCACACGAGACCCCAAGCCGUGGGUAUUGGAGAUCGCGCGACAGUGCACGCGGGGGUGCAAACUGACGUGCCCCAAGUGCCACCGAAGCCACCCUCGAGGGACCACAGGUCCAAGAUCUUCGAGAAGCCCGAGUCGAUAGACAGGUACAUCAAGUGCCACCAGCGGGUGUUGGGGACCGCGCCCAAGGACUACGAUCGGUGCAGCCCGAGGCCGGUGGCCCAGAGCCCCAACUCGGAAGUUAGGACCAUCAUCGAGAGUAGCCACUCGCCCAGGGAUCCCCUUCGGGAAUCGAGCAUCGGAAGCGCGAGUCGGGAUUGCCCAGGCGAGGAGGGGAGAAACGAUGGCGAGAGCAGUUAUUACGAGCCGGAGAAGCAGCGCAGCCCGAAGAACCUCGAGGAGGCCCUGAACGAGCUCGAGGCGAUUUACAACAGCUUGCAGCUCGGGGACGAGGAGCUGCUCGAGCGCGCGGAGAAACGGAGCAUGGAGGAGUUCCACUACCGGGGCAUCACGGCUGCCAGUCCCGAAGAUCUCGCGCGGGACUUGGCCUCGAGGCGUCGGACCUGGGCAGAAUCGGUCAUGGGCGAGCCGGACCGAUUGAAGGACGACAUGGCCUACAGGAGGAUGCACCCGAAGGAGCGGCCCUCGUCCGUGGACGGCCAAUCGUCCCUGUCGAGCAUCAGUUACCUAAUGACGUCGCCAAUACCCUCCCACCGGGACGAAUACUACCCGAUCGAUCCUGCCAGGAGACCCCCCAACCGCAGAAAGGAGCCGGACGUCACCCUCGACGACGUGGUCUUUCGCAGCAUGCAAUACGCCAACAGCACCCUCAAGGUCGCCGAACCGCAGCCGCCGUUCGGCAUACCCUUGGGCCCGAUAACGACUGCCGCCGAGUCCGAUUACCUGCACACGAAGCCGUCUUCACCGCGCUCCCGCUCCCCGUACGUACCGAGCUGCGAGCCUGACCUCGUCACCGACGACCUCGCCUUCCGCAGCCUCCGCAAGGACGCCCUGCAAUCGUCGCAACAGCCCAGCCGCCAGUCCAGCCCGUCCCUCGGCUUCCCCCCGAGUCCGCCCUCCUGGCAGCCCAAGCGCACCACCAGGUCGCUCUCGGCCAACAUCUACGGCAUCAUCAACCCGCCCGGCGAGCCCAGGCGAACCAGCGACCCCGAGCUCCUGCCCACCGCUGCCAACCCUUGGCGACGUCGGGACGGUAAAAACGAGCCAACGGACGACCACGCGACCAGGAGAACUACCAACAAUCCCAACCAAGAGCCACAUCGCGGCAAGGACGAUUCUUCGGAGGUCAGCGCCAAGUCGUACGACGAGUCCUCGGACGAGAGGAUCCAGCCACAGAGCUCGCUCCGCCCACUCCCCGCCGACCCAGUGUACAAGGUGGGGAGCGAUCGAGGCAGUAGCUACCUCUCGUCGAGCUGCAGCUCCCUGCCGGGGACGAGCCGCAACGAGCUGGCCCAGCCCGUCGCCGAGCAAGGGAUGUCCGUGUACGAGAAGCUCUGCCAGGACCUCGAGAACCUCGUCCAGCUGACCAAGGGCAUCGACGGGGAGUCCACGACCGCGGACGAUCAGGGCGACAAGGUGGCUGGGAGCGGUUGUCCCGAGGAAGGGGCCACUCCGAACAAGUCCGAGGAGCUGAUCGGAGAUGGGGUUGAGGGGGAAACAAAGGGCAGCAGCAGCGUUGGCGAGUCGGGGAAAGUCGUCGAGAGCGAGAUCGCGGCUCUGCUGGAGGUUUUGAAAGGGGUGGCGGGUGACGGUGACAGUUCCUGUUCGAGGAGGCGAGAUGACGUGGCCAAGGAUGAGCUUGAGGUGGCGAACAAAGGGACGGAGGACAACACUCAGUUUUUGGCGAGCAUCGAGCCGACGGCUGGAACGCUGGAACGGAGACGGACCAGCUUGAACGAGGGCGCCGGUGGUAGUGGGGUCGUUUGUAGUAGCCAUCAGCAACCCCAUCGGCAUCAUUGGGAAGGUAUGAACAAAUGCAAUCACAAGUACCACAGCAUGCCGGCAAAGACCUCGUCACUACUUCCAUUCCGGCUUUACGGCUCGAAACGAAAGUCCAGUAACCGAAAAUCGCUGUGCACCGUCUCAUAAAUUUUUCAAAACACUUGAUGAUCUCGAGCUUCUUUUUUCAAAGUAACAAGCGUUGUUAUACUUGAAAAAGAAAGUUAUAGAAAAUUGUACGGUUUUUAGCCUUGUAAAUCAUUCUUUUUUUUUUUUUUUUUUUUUCAACACACAAAUAUAAGUAAAGUAUCGAUAAGUAAUUGUUAAUUAAUUUUACAAAUUUUUGUUGGUAUAAGCGAAAUGUUAACCAUCGAUUAGGGAAAAGGAGGAGAAA